ACUCCCUUAAAAAAAACCCAGAGUGAAGCUGAGUGAAGCUGAGCUCCAGACCAGCAGCAGCCUCCACACACUCCUCUACAGCAGCUCAGUGAGGUGACGGCUCCAGCGCAUUUCAGCAGCGGCAACCAGACGAAUCGCCAUGGGUCCGAGCUGCUGGAGCCUGUGGGUGCUGAUCUUCACCUGGACGUGGUGUCACAGCACGGGCUUGAGCAGGAGACGGAGGGCUACCGAGGAUGCUGAGGGUGACGGGUCUCCCAAGAAGUGCUCCUACACCUUCCUGGUUCCUGAGCAGAAGAUUACAGGACCUAUUUGCGCAAGUCGUGGACCUGCACUUCCAGACAAGGACAGGGUCACUCGGUUGGACGUAGCGGACGUUCGGGAUCUGCUCUCGAAGCAGAGGCGUGAGAUGGACACCCUGCGGAUGGUGGUGGACGUGGAUGGCAACAUGGUGAGCGAGAUGAAGCUCCUGCGGAAGGAGUCGCGCAACAUGAACUCGAGGGUCACGCAACUUUACAUGCAGCUGCUGCACGAGAUCAUACGCAAGCGAGACAACUCGCUGGAGCUUGCGCAGCUGGAGGGUCGCAUCCUCAACGCAACAGCAGAGUCCCUGCGGCUCGCAGCUCGAUAUCGGGAGCUGGAGGUGCGUUUCUCCGCACUCGCUGCCGUGGUCAACAACCAGUCGGUCCUGAUUGGUGCUCUGGAAGAAAGGUGUCUGCAGGUGUACGGCAACCGCAGACAGGAACCCAUCGCCCCACCUUUAGUCCAGGUCGUUCCUGAGAACAUCCCAGUGCACGUUCCUCGCUUUUUCAACGAGAUCCAGAGGGUUCCCAGCAGGUCUUUACCCAGGGAGAGGGGCUCCAGAGCAGGACCAGAACCCACCGGGAGUACCCUGGAAGCCAAGCAGCCACCGGACGGCAACUUCAGCUCAGAAGGUCCGUUCCGGGACUGCCUCCACGUGAUGCAGGCCGGCCACGCCACCAGCGGGAUGUACCUCCUGAAAGCAGACGGCAGCGAGAGGCCCUUCCAGGCGUGGUGCGAGCAUGACCUGGACAACGGAGGCUGGACCAUCAUCCAGAGGAGGAAGGACGGAUCUGUCAACUUCUUCCGAAACUGGGACAGUUACAAGAAAGGGUUUGGCAACAUAGACGGCGAGCACUGGCUGGGGCUGGAGAACAUUUACAGCCUAGGCAAGCAGGGGGACUAUAAGCUGCUGGUGGAGAUGCAGGACUGGAUGGAGAAGAAGGUCUACGCAGCCUACAGCAGCUUCCAUCUGGAGCCGGAGAGCGAAUCCUACCGCCUGCGCCUGGGAACCUACCAGGGCAACGCUGGAGAUUCCUUAACCAGCCACAACGGCAAGCAGUUCACCACGCUAGACCGGGACAAGGACGCCUUCUCAGGUAACUGUGCUCACUUCCAUAAAGGCGGCUGGUGGUACAACGCUUGUGGACAGACCAAUCUGAACGGAGUCUGGUAUUCAGGAGGAGUUUAUCGCAGCAAGUUUCAGGAUGGAAUCUUCUGGGCUGAUUAUGGUGGAGGUUUCUACUCCAUGAAGGCUGUGAGAAUGAUGAUCAGGCCCAUUGACUGAAUUCAGACCAAAGCCCAGAACUGAAUGGAGCUACACUGAGUCUGUACAAGGGAGAGCGGCGGGACGGUCCAGCUCUUAGUUCUAUGUUUAAAUGUACACUGCCUGGCCAAAAUAAAGGUCACACACUCUAAUAUCUCAUUGGAACACCUUUAUCUUUGAUUGAUAAGCUUCUGCAAUGUUACAGGAUUAAUUUCAAUCCAGUGCUGCAUUCAUUUUUAAAUAAGAUCUUGCAGCAGCAUUGAUGAUGGUAGAGUCUGACCACUGCACAAAGCAGCUCUUCUCCAUCCAGCACAUCCCAAAGAUUCUCAAUGAGGUUAAGAUCUGGACUCUGUGGUGAACUCUCUCUCAAUCCAUGUGUGAAAAUGAUGAUCUCAUGCUCCCUGAACCCUGAACUCUUUCACAAUUCCAGCUCCAUGAAUCCUGAUAUUAUGAUCUUGGAAUAUGGCCGUGAUCAUCAGGGAAGAAAAAAUCCAUUGAUUCAGGAAUAAUCUGGUCUAUAUUCAGUAUAUUCAGGUAGUCAGCUGACCUCACUCUUUCAGCACAUACUGUUGCUGAACCUAGACCUGCAGACCAACUGCAGCAUCAACCCCACAUUAUUUACUUAUUAAAUCCAGGUGGAGACAGUUUUUUGGUCAGGCAGUGUAGAAAGUAGCUCAAUAGCAGGUCUACAGAGCAGGAGACCACUAGAUGCUAGCUUCUUCCUCCUCCACUUCAGACCCACACAGAGACUUUUUAAUGGGAGGCAGGAGCUUUAAAGAUACAAGACAAGCCUAGGGCUAGCCUAGUUUUGCUGGAGCGCCAUCAACUGAAUGGUAUUCACAGGUGUUUAUGGUAUUUUUCACUUGAUAUUCAUAGGCUGAACCUCAAAAGCAGCUCAAACUGAUUGAAAGAUAAUCAAGUUGUGUGCAGAAAACUUGAAAAUGAAUCUUCUGAAAAAAAUGCUCACUUUUGUAGAAUCUAAACUGCUCAGUGCCUUACAGGUGCAUUAUAAUAUCAUUGAAAACUUUCUUUAUUUCAGUAAUUCAGUUCAAAAUGUGAGACUAAUAUGUGUUAUAUGUCUUUUAUGAAUGAUUAUUAUGGCUUACAGCAAAUGAAAGACCCAAAAAUCAGUAUCACAGAAAAUUUGAAUAUUAUAUAAAGACCAAUUGGUACUUUUGGCAGUGUGGGCGGUGUGCCAAGUCCUGCUGGAAAAUGAAAUCCACAUCUCCAUAAAAGUUGUCAGUAGCAGAGGGAAGAAGCAUGAAGUGCUGUAAGAUUUUGUGGGAAAACAAAACUGCACUGACUUUAGACUUGAUAAUAAAACACAGUGGCUCUACACCAGCAGAUGACAGACAUGUCUCUCCUCUAAACCAUCACUGAUCAUCAGUAAAUUUUACAUUUCAUUUGUAAAUGAAGGGAUCAGAGUCUGGAGGAAGAGUGGAGAGACACACAGUCCAAACUGCUCGAGGUCUAGUGUGAAGUUUCCACCAAUCAGUGUCAUCUGAUGUUGGUUUAUGAUGAUGCAGAUUUCAUUUUCCAGCAGGACUUGGCACACUGCCCACACUGCCAAAAGUACCAAUUGGUCUUAUAUAUUAUUCUAACUUUCUGAGAUACUGAUUUUUGGGUUUUCAUUGGCCAUAAGCCAUUCUCAUCAACAAUUAAAAAAAGAAUCAAACACUUAUAGUAGGUCACUCUGUGUGUAAUACAUCUAUAUAAUAUAUGAGUUUCACAUUUUUGACUAAAUUACUGAAAUAAAGAAAACGUUUCAUUUUCACAUUUCUUGAGAUGCACCUGUAAUUUCCAUCAUUUUGAGGAGUAAAGAAUCAAGGUUUGUGUGUUUUGUUACAUUGUAUUCUGUAUGUUUUGUCCAGUUAGUUUUGGUUUCACACUGCAGUUUACUAACUGAGCGCACUAAAGAACUUUACUGUGUCCUGUCAUCAUCAUCUCUGUGGGCGGAGUCUCUCUUUGCUUCACACUGAUUGGUUCCCAUUGACUGAAUUGCAGAGUGAGUGUCACAGAUUCCGCUCAGAUUCCUUAUAUUUGUAUUUAUAAAUAAGGGUUAAUCUACAGUUACAGUAGAUACAGUAUAAUCUGGGAGUCGGCACAGUACUGAACACUGCCAAAAUAUAUUUUAAUUGUUGUGAGAAGGAACUGCAAUGUUCUAUAAACAGGUAAAUACUUUACCGUCCCAAUGUUUUUUGUGUGUUUUCUUCAUGUUGCAGUCCUGGAAUACAGGAAUAGAUGUACAGUAUAUUAUUGAAUAUAAUUAAGUUGGGCAGAUAAAUCAAGAAAUAUCUUGGGUUCAUACUGUCUGCAAUCAAUUAAAAGUUAAAUUGUUUACAUAU
This is a messenger RNA of Astyanax mexicanus (Mexican tetra), 3909 nucleotides long. It is a transcript of the gene angptl1b, whose product is annotated as angiopoietin-like 1b. NCBI's taxonomy places the organism in Eukaryota, Metazoa, Chordata, Actinopteri, Characiformes, Acestrorhamphidae. The record is from RefSeq and is a predicted model, not a curated record. The coding region runs from base 140 to 1585 and encodes 481 amino acids. Gene Ontology annotation, biological process: cell surface receptor protein tyrosine kinase signaling pathway. The transcript is spliced from 5 exons.